Melopsittacus undulatus (budgerigar) is the source of this 10860-nucleotide messenger RNA. RefSeq names its product FER tyrosine kinase (gene FER). The record is from RefSeq and is a predicted model, not a curated record. NCBI's taxonomy places the organism in Eukaryota, Metazoa, Chordata, Aves, Psittaciformes, Psittaculidae. The transcript has 19 exons. Gene Ontology annotation, biological process: Fc-epsilon receptor signaling pathway; cell adhesion; peptidyl-tyrosine phosphorylation. Gene Ontology annotation, molecular function: ATP binding; non-membrane spanning protein tyrosine kinase activity.
AAUAAAAAUAUAUUUCAUAAAGUGAAAUUCAGAAGUAGCUGCUGACAUAGAAGUGUACUAAGGAUCAUUUCUUGAGGACAUUUUUUUAAGAUGUGGUGAAGAGCCUGUAUUUUCCCUUGUGUGGUAUAUAGUGCCUUAAAAAAAUGGGGUUUGGAGGUGACCUGAAGUAUUCUCAUGAUGCUUUAUUAAAACUGCAAGAUUGGGAGCUGCGACUGCUGGAAACGGUGAAGAAAUUUAUGGUUAUGCGAGUAAAAAGUGACAAAGAAUAUGCCUCCACUUUACAGAAUCUUUGUAAUCAAGUAGAUAAAGAGAGCACUUGUCAAUUGGAUUUUAUCAGCAAUGUGUCCAAGUCUUGGUUGCUUGUGGUACAGCAAACAGAACAGCUGAGCAAAAUAAUGAAGACACAUGCAGAAGACCUUAAUUCUGGGCCUUUGCAUAGGCUUACAAUGAUGAUCAAAGAUAAACAGCAGGUUAAGAAGAGUUUUGUAGGUGUUCAUCAACAAAUUGAAGCAGAAAUGUACAAGGUCACAAAGACAGAACUAGAGAAACUAAAAUCUAGCUAUAGACAACUAAUAAAAGAAGUAAAUUCUGCCAAAGAAAAGUAUAAAGAAGCUGUGGCGAAAGGAAAGGAGACUGAGAAAGCUAAAGAUCGGUGUGAGAAAGCCACUAUGAAGCUUCAUAUGUUGCAUAAUCAGUAUGUGUUGGCACUGAAAGGAGCACAGUUACAUCAGCAUCAGUAUUAUGACACUACACUUCCUCUGUUACUUGAUUCACUACAGAAGAUGCAAGAAGAAAUGAUUAAAGCCCUAAAAGGAAUCUUGGAUGAGUAUAGCCAGAUCACCAGUCUUGUAACAGAAGAGAUUGUGAAUAUCCAUAAAGAGAUCCAGACCUCGGUUGAACAGAUAGACCCUAACUCUGAGUAUAAUGACUUCAUAGAUACACACAGGUCAUCAGAAGUUGUUGAGGAAGAAAUAGAGUUUGAUACAUCUUUACUAGAAGAAAACGAAAACCUUCAGGCUAAUGAGAUCAUGUGGAAUAAUCUGACAGCAGAAAGUUUACAAAUCACUUUGCAUAUUAAUAACGUGGGCUUCUGAAAUCUAUGUUUUAUAGGUUAAAAAACUGUAAUAGAAGAACUGAUUCAGACACAGCAAACCCUUUUGAGCAAAGAGGAACUUGUUUUGGAGCUGGAGAAAAAAAUAGAAGAGUCCUCUAAGACUUGUGAAAAGAAGUCUGACAUUGUACUCUUACUGAGCCAAAAGCAAGCACUGGAAGAACUUAAGCAAACAGUUCAGCAAUUAAGAUGCUCUGAGGCAAAAUUUGCAGCCCAGAAAGAACUACUGGAACAAAAAGUUCAAGAAAAUGAUGGAAAAGAGCCACCACCUGUAGUGAAUUAUGAAGAAGAUGCCAGAUCAGUGACUUCUAUGGACAAGAAAGACAAAGUCUCAAGAUUUGAUACUAUACGUCAUUCCAUAGCGGGAAUUAUAAGGUCUCCAAAAUCCAUGCUGGGCUCAUCCUCGUUCUUUGAUGUAAUUUCAACCACUGAGAAACCACUGGCUGAGCAAGACUGGUAUCAUGGCGCAAUUCCAAGAAUAGAAGCCCAGGAGCUGCUAAAACAACAAGGAGACUUCUUGGUGCGAGAGAGCCACGGGAAACCUGGUGAAUAUGUCCUUUCUGUGUUUUCAGAUGGACAACGGAGACACUUUAUCAUACAAUAUGCUGAUAAUCAAUAUCGUUUUGAAGGAACUGGAUUUCCAACUAUUCCUCAGCUCAUAGAACAUCAUUACACAACAAAGCAAGUUAUUACAAAAAAAUCAGGUGUUGUUCUGCUGAAUCCUGUUGUUAAGGAUAAGAAAUGGGUUCUCAAUCAUGAGGAUGUCACAUUGGGAGAAUUACUGGGUAAAGGUAAUUUUGGUGAGGUGUAUAAGGGAAUAUUAAAAGAUAAAACUCCGGUUGCUGUAAAAACUUGUAAAGAAGAUCUUCCUCAGGAAUUGAAAAUAAAAUUUCUGUCAGAAGCCAGAAUACUCAAACAGUAUGAUCAUCCUAAUAUUGUAAAACUUAUAGGAGUUUGCACACAACGACAGCCUAUUUAUAUUGUUAUGGAACUUGUUCCAGGAGGUGAUUUCCUGUCCUUUUUGAGAAAAAAGAAGGAUGAUCUAAAAACCAAACAGUUGGUGAAAUUUUCAUUGGAUGCUGCUUCUGGUAUGGCAUAUCUCGAAUCUAAAAAUUGUAUACAUAGAGACCUGGCUGCAAGGAACUGCUUGGUAGGUGAAAGCAACAUUUUGAAAAUAAGUGAUUUUGGAAUGUCCCGGCAAGAGGAUGAUGGUGUGUACUCAUCGUCAGGCCUAAAGCAGAUUCCUAUCAAGUGGACUGCUCCAGAAGCUCUCAACUAUGGGAGAUACACGUCUGAAAGUGACGUAUGGAGCUUUGGAAUCCUUUUGUGGGAGACCUUCAGUUUAGGAGUGUGUCCGUACCCUGGAAUGACCAACCAGCAAGCACGAGAACAAGUUGAGAAAGGUUACCGAAUGUCAGCACCACAAAAAUGUCCAGAAGAAAUACAUAAAAUAAUGCAGAGGUGCUGGGACUACAAGCCAGAAAAUCGUCCAAAAUUCAGUGAGAUUCAGAAAGAGCUGUCUUCAAUCAAAAAGAAAGUGACAUAGUAAUGAGCAAGUGCCAAACUCAAUGUGUGGGACUUUUAUUUGUCCAGUGAAGUAAUUUUUUUCCCCUCAAACAUUAUGCAUUUAUACAACAUUAUUUGCAAUAUUUUUUAUGAUUACUUUGAAAUUAACUGAUUUUCUAUAUAUAUGAAUACCAUCUUGAAUGAUGUCUACACCUGCAUUAAAGACAUAUACUGCAAAAUGUUAUAUAUCCAGUCACAGUAAUUAUGUCAUUGAGGAUACACAUAAAUAGAAAAGCACAUAGUAUAGAUUUCAGGGACUGUGACUUCUAUCUGUUUUACAGCAAGUAACUGUUAGUGACAUUUUUCAGAGGUUUUCUACUCUAAGCCGUGUGCUCACUCUGCUAUCACUGUCCUAUAUGUCAAUACCAGCAGCACUCUAAUGUGGUGACUGUCAUACAUGUUGGCUUUAAAACUGAAGACAGUUUUGACAGGUAUUUCAGUUACAAACUUUAAAAUAUCAGUUUCAGAAAGAUAUUCCAAAAUCUCAAAGUGAUACUUUGUUCUAAGGGUGAAGGUCAGUUAGAUUGUGGAUGCAAAUGUGCUUACUGAACAGUGAAAUCCAGACAUUUCUUUUGUAGAAAAUUGAGUUACUUGUGCAUUUCUUACCCUACUGUAGUAACUGCUUCUGACUUUUGAUGUGGCUUACUUAGGCCAUGCCUUCUGUUUGAUCAAAGACAUCAAAAUUCGGUAAUAUAUCCUUUACAAUGACUUACAUUUGUUUAGGAAGCAAAAAAGCCAUUAUCAAGUCAAAGAAUAUGUAAAAGCAGUAGGCCAGCAGAAAGAGGUUUACUAAUGGUAGCAGCAAAUAAUAAAUAUUGAUCUUAGAGUAGUUAAAGAAUAUGAAUUGCUAGAUUUGUGUAUCAUACUGAUUUUUUUCCUGUAAUUUGUAAUAAUUCUCAGAAUGCAGCUGAAGCCUACAAAACUUUAUGCUAAGCAAAAGUUCAUUCCAUGCAUAAUGUCCAAAGGAAAAUGCUACUUCUGUAUGACAUAAGGAAAUUGUUUAAGCAAACCAAAUAAAGAAGUAUGCCUCUGGCAGGUUUAGCAAGGCACAGUAGAAAUGCUAACCUUCUAAUAUCUUUAAAUCAUUGCAGUGGAUUUCAAAAAAUUGGGGAUAGACAAGUUUCAAAUUCCUCCAGGAAUAAAAACCUUGUGUGUGUGUGUAUAAACAAAACAAAAAAACAACAGUAAAAAAAAAAAAACCAACCCUGCCAGAAGGAAUAAAAUCUUACUAGAUAGGAGAAAGAGGAAAGGCACAGCUUAUUGCUCUGCAUCCUCUUUGGGGCUGUAAUUCUUUUCUAGGGCCCAAAUAGGAAGAGGAUCAAGUUGCAGUAUCCUGGUCUAAGUUCCAGAGUUAAGGUGCUUAAAAUUUUUUGUGAGAAUUAAGUAAAUUUUUUGUUUAGAUCAAGGAAUGCCAGUUGCUGCUAAUGCAAGUAAGAAACAGGGAAUGUAAGUAACACAGCAUCUGGAAUGUUAAUUAGCCGUAUAUAUUAUUGUUACAUGGGGAUUGAGAUGUAGUGAAUUCAGUAGCUACAUUACAUUUUUAUUUCUGUUAAGGUGAGUUUUCUAUUGUUCACAAUAUUUUUGCUCUCUAAAAUGUAUUUAUAGUAGUACUGAGUGGUAAUGUUUAAGGGCUAUGUGUGACCAAAGUAUGUGUAGUAUAGAAGAGUUUGUUUGUUAUAUUGGGGUUAGUGUCCAAAUAAAACAAUGAACGGUCAUGCUGGAGCAUGUCACCUGCAGUGAGGUAGAAGUCUCAGCAUCUAAAUAUAAACAAUGCUGAGUGCUUCUUUCAUUUCUUAAGUGUGUUUGUUUUUUUUUCUUGGAGCUAAGGAAGCAUAUACAUACUCAUAAAGGUAUAAUGCUUGCAAAACUUGGUGGCAUAAAUUUAAUCUUCCUUAUAAGCAUACUGGAUAUAUUUACUUAGUUCUGUUCUUCCAAGUAGCCCAAAGAUAAUUUUCAAGAGCAAUGGGAAACAUUCUUCUUAGUUUAUAUGCUUUUAAGUAGUACACAGUUUGUGCCUUAAUUUGCUAGUAUGCUAAUGCAAAUGCAAGUGUACUAAAAUUUAAGGAAUGUUCCACAAUCAUUUGGAAAAAUCCAAGAUUAACCAACUGCAGGUCCUUAUGUAUACAUCACUAAUGGAAGAAUUAGCGUCUCCUCUGUUAGCAUUCACAGCUUCUCUAGAGAGUUAAUAUUCUUCUAUGAAAGAGAUAAGCUGAUUCUUUGCUAUAUGGCCUCUUGACAGCAAAGAAACACUGGUUUAUUUUUAUAAAGUAAUAUACCAUUUUAUUUGUCUUAAAUUAAUCGGUCACCAUCCUGACUGUCACAUAAAGAUAAAAAUUGUGCUCAUAUUUUAUUCAGAGAUAGUUAACCUUUAUAUUUCAUAUCACAUUUGUGUUUAAAUUUAAAGGCUUUUUAAAACAUGGGAUUUCUACAGCAGCAAGAAAAUUUAUUAUUGGUUUUGAAGUAGACAUCAGUUCAGUUCAAAAAUAAUAACUCUUUGGGAGAAUACUGGAAUCAGUUUAUGGUUAUAGAAUAAAUCUAAACACAGGUACAUGUCUCUUCAGUUGUUUAAACCUUUUCUUACCAUUAAUUUGGAGGUUUGUGGCAGAACUUGUUCAUCAUGUCUCACUUGCAGUUACUGCAAUUACAUAAUUUAGGAGGUGGAAUCCAUACCUAUAGAUAGUGGGUUUAAGCUUUUGUAAACUUCUCACAGAGGAGUUCAUAAACAAAUCUGUCAUACAAUCAAAUUUAGAAAGAAAAAGUGGUAAUCAAUAACCAACACUGCCAUAUCUGUUUUCUGUGGACAUUUGAUGACUUAGUCUUGCGUUAUUCAUAGGUUAGCCAGAUACUGGCUAUUUGUCUCAUGUACUGUGUUUAUCCUAGAGAAUUUACUAAAAAGUUAAGACUCUCUCUGUUGCAAGUAUAGUGUUUCAGGUAGGUUCUUUACACCAGCGCUGUCCCAGCUAGGGUGACCCUAAUGGAAUCCUGACUUUAUUAGGCUGUUAAAUGGGAGAAACUGAAUACUGUUUACAGUCAAGUAGAAAUGCCUCAGCCUAUUAAGUAACAUGGAAUUCAACAAGUUAUCUGUUAUUUCCUUCUUUUUCCAAGGAAUUGCAUUUCUUAUCUUAAGAAAGAUUGCUUUGAGAGCAAAAAAAAUGUAUUCUUUGUUUGUUUUCAAUAGAAAUUUAGCAUUAGAGUUCAGUCAUUAAUGAAAUCGUGAGGAUUCCUAAGCAUUUUAAUUUUAUGGAAAGAUAGCAAAAAGUGCCUUGUCUGAAAACAAACCUUGCUUCAGCAAAGUGUGAUCUUUUAGAGUAAGCAUCCCAGCAACACACUCUCUUUGAAACGUACAUUUUCAUUAGUUUUUAAGGAAACCAAUGAACUACUUUUCUUUUAGCAGCUACAGUUAUAUUGCAUUUCUUUUUAACAAAAAUCUGCCUUUCUGCAGAGUUUCCUGAUGUUUUCAUUGGAAGUUUAUUGGAACAUGCAUCACCAGCAGGCUGUCAGUAAGAACUGCAGUUUGUAAAGUAAGCCUGAUCUUACUGAUGAGAAACAGAACACUAUUUAAGGAAAUAGUAGGUUUUUCAGACUUAAGUACUUUUUCAUCAAUUUCUUCGACCAUCAGUUGUUCUUACUCAAAUCCUACAAGCACAUCACUGAAAUCUACUUCACAACGGUAAAACUAUAAAGCUAUUUGCUUUCUCUUAUAACUAUUAUGUUACCUUUUUUGUAUCCAUUGCAAAUAUAUUAAAAAAAAACCACUUUCCUGAGUGCACUUGGAUUUGCAACAGUUCUGUGACUGAGCAUGAGUUUGAUAUUAAAAGAAGAGUUCACUGAUUAAUUUUUUUUCCUAAAGCACAAGAGGACUUUUGGUAUUUUGGAAGCAUUCUUGCUAGGCAAGUCAGGGUAUGUGGAGGGAAGAAUACAGAGGGAAGGUCAUCCUUACUACCAAACAAGGUAUAUCUUUUUCCUUCUUAGAAUCAUUCAUUUAAUCCUUCAUUUUCAGGAAUACAGGACUUUAGUUACUAAUUAGAAAGUACAGGACAGGUACAGUAUUCCAGAAGUUCCAAACAACCAUGAGUUUUUAAGAAUGAUCUGGUAAGUUUGGAACAUCAGCUCUAUCAAAAAUGCUUUCUUCUAGUUUCCUUCUGCAGAUUUACUGUAAAAGAAGCAGUCCUUAAACAAUCAUCAAUAACAAGAAAAUUGCAUUGCCUCAGAAACCUAUUAAGGUUCUUUAAGAGUAACUUAAGAAAUAUUUUUUGUAAUCUUGUACUAGAAUCCCCACAGGAUAGCUUUUCUGAAAAAAAAAAAAUCGCAACAAAACACAAGACAAAAAACAAGCACUUAAAAAGCCGAAAGCCCCAAAUUGAAACAGAAGAGUACUUUCACUUGUCACAUUCUGAAGUCUUUCAAGUAUUGCCACAUCUUCUUUCCUGAAACUCUUAAUGUACCUGUAAUUUCCGCUCUAACAUAAUUUUCAGCCUUGCAUAUUAGUGUGUUAUAAACACCCAACUUUACUUUUAGACCACAGAAGGGAAGAUUUGGUCAUUGAAAACUACAGCAAGAUCUGCCUGGCAGCUCUUACAUUUUCCUUAAUUUCCACAUCCAGCUAUCAGAGUCAUUGUGUUCAUUAUAAUAAGCACCACACAGAACAGGAGCUGGAAGCUAGACAUUGUGUUUAAAUCAGCAGGUAGUCCCCAGAAUUUCGCAGAUUUGACACCUAGAAGCCAACUUGGACUUUGUUCUCUGUCAAAUAAGCAAAAGAAAGUUCUGUAUUUCAGCCUUACCAAUGAAACAGGAAGGUUCAGAGAUAUAUUUACUUUUUGCUUCAAGGUAAUGCUACCUCCACCAGUAACUGCAAGUUACCCUUAUGUUCCUGUUGUGUCUCUCUUUAACAUUCUAACUGGAGUGUAUGUCCAGGUGUAGAACUUGGGUGUUAACUCUGAUUUUCAGGAAGUUGUACAUUAUUAGCUGCUUUAGAACACCAUUUUAUCAGAUAUCAUCAAGGUAGGACUUAAAUAAGAAUUUUCAGAUGAUUUGGUUUGGGGUUUUUUUCUUGUGUGAUAAAGGACUAAUUAUAUUGCCAGCUACAUGCAUUGUUAUUUUGCAACUGUUUCAGAUUAUAUCUGUGAGAGAGUAGUUAAUUUAUAAAUCUUUGGUUAUGUGUGCCUUCUCUAAAUCCAAACCUGUUAGCCAUACUUACAAAAAAAUGAAUAUAUAAACCCCUCAAAUGUAAUUGACAGAGGUCAUAAAGUGAAAACUUGGAGGAGUCAUGAGCUACAUUUUCUUCCUCUAUCCUCCCAGAAUUGAAUGCUUUGUAAAUAAAACUAGCAGUAACUGGCUUUGUGUUUAUAGAUAAAUACAGUCUGUGAAGCAGUAAGAUAACAUAGGACUCACAUUGCUACAGGCAAAGAAGGUUUGCAAAAGAGUGCUCCUAACUUGCUACUAUUUGGAACUGUCACCUAGUUUUAGAACUACAAAUGUCUAUAGAUAAGUACAUAAUUUAAGUUUUGUGAGUAUGGUAAGAGAGACAGUGCAUGCUUCUCCAUUAAAGCUCAAUUUAAGGCAGUUAUGCUUUUUUAAAAGAAAAAUUGGAUAGAUCAAUGAUUCCUUCUAGAUUACCUAUUGAAACUAGACACCAGAGGUUUCUACCACUAAAGAAAGAUUCACACUACUGUCUUUAUAGCCAGUUCAGUCUUUCUCAGCAUAUAAAGAAUUCCAUAAUAGUUAAAUGCAGUAGUAAUCAAGAUCCUUUGAUGAAUGAUAUGUAAGCUACUUUAAUCUGAUCCUUUGCUUCAGUUCUUACAGAAUAUUUCUGCUCUUCAAAAAGGGCUGCAGAAAGCUUAUAGGUUUAGCUGAGCUCUCCUGCAGUGAUCUCCUUGUUGCAUCUCCCAGACAUUUCCUCAUUCUGAUGUGUUCGUGUACCACAGAUGAUGCCCUUCCACUUACUUCAAAAAAGUUACUCUUGUGACAGAAAAGUUCAAAUAUAUCCCUGCUUUUUUUUUUUGACUCAAGAAUAUUGCAGUGAUGUCAGACUCUGAUACCUGUGGCAGUGUAUUUGUAAGAAAACAGAAGUAACUGUGAAUCAAGGUGAUGCAUAUUGUUCAAAUCAUGUUUUUGAUCAUGUUACAAACUCUAUUGUGAAUUGUCCACACUGCAAAAGACAUCAGAAAAACAAAAUUCCCAACUGCCUGGUUUACAAUACAGAGCAUCCUGCUACUACUAGGGAAUAAAUAUAACCCUAAAUAUGCUCCUUGGAAAAAGAAUUAUUUUGUUGUCCAAACAGUUCCAAACACCAUCUUCAAAAUUAACAGAAGUGACUUAAUUCCAACUAAGCCUUUUCUAAACUUCCUUCUUCGUAACAGAACUUUCCAAAUAGUGUUAAUUUUCAUUAUUUUCAUCAGUUUUGCUUUUAGAAAUCUGUCUUCUGUCUACCAUAGAAUAUUUACUCAUACUGGUAAUUAUACCCCCACCACCACCAUGAAGUGCAACUUCAGAAAAUAAGCAUUGCUAAGUCAGUAAAAGUCUACAGGGAACUACUGAUCUUUCACUGGGUGUCUGAGUUGAUACGGCUUAAUGCAUUCUAAAUGUAACUGAAGUAAUGGGCACAAUUAAAACCUGUUACACAGUUUGAACAGCAGUAUUCCUUGCUCAAGGUAUCUCUGCAAUGGCAAUUUUUCUAUUUGACUUGAACUCAAACAGGAAGGUACAUUCCUUCCUCUCUAGUUUGUCAGAGAACUGCUGUGUUGAGGUAGCCAGGUCAGGCGGCUGAUAGCUAGUGUGGAUGCAGCCAGGAUGCCAUAGAGAAGCUUUGCAUGGCCUCUCUUUAUAAUAUAUCUAUGAUGAGUCACUAAUAAAUUCACUAGAGACUGGAAUUCUGCUGUAUCUCUUAAGUGCAGCUAAUUCCUUAAAUCACCUGUAGUUGUAGUGCUUUAAGCAGAAAUUGUGACUUUUUUUUCUGUGUCAUGAAAUGCAAUAUACAGUGGGAAGCUGCUGGAUUAUUUUCCUUCUGCCUCCUGCUCAGUCAUAGACAGAAUAACUAGAAGAAACAUACCAGUUUCUGCUGUUAGUUGUGUCAUUACCUGUAACUGACAAGUUGGCCUUUCCCCCCCCCCCCCGAACUUCCCCCCUAAUUUUUGCUGAAAACAUGAAAUAGGAAAAAGCUCACAAUACAGGUUCAUCACACAGGACACAAAAGGCAGGCAGUAAAGAGAAUCUUCAAGACUGAAAGCCAACAAUAAACACCUGCCUUGCCCCUUCUGUGAAAGGAGUGUGUAGUUCACAUGGUUUCACAUGUUCACAUGGUUUCCAGAGAUGAAACUUGGACUAAGAUUGGUGGGACUGCUGCUUGUUUCAGUUGCAUCUAUUACUUUUCUUUGGUAUAAUCAUAGGCAGCUGGAGACAGAGAAGAGGUGUUGGGAGUGGAAGGAACGUUGGUUGCUGACCUCCUAGCACACACAAGACUUUUGACACCAGUAACCUUGAGUAGAGCACAGAUGCCAUUUGCAAAUGUGUUUAGAUUUCUAUUUGAUUUUGUGCCAAAGUAUGCACCAGCAAGUUUGUCAGGUAAAGCACCUUUUAUACUCUUUGUUGUUUAAAAAUAAUAUAUUUGUGAAACAGAUUGAUAAAACAUAACACUGGAAAUGGGUGCUUCUUCCCAAAAGUACACCUGUAAAAAAAAGGGAAACAACUGUUGUGAGUUUAUCUGGCUUUUAAGCAAAUCUGAAAUAAUAACUAUGUAAUACAGUUGCCAGUUGUCUGUCCUUUAUAAUUUUAAAUAGAUCUGCAUUUUAGCUUUAUUUAUUUGCCAGUUUUUAUAUACUUUAAAGUUACAUUUUUGAACUCAAGCAAACUUUUAUUUUCCUGGGCUGUUAAAACAAAAUUUCAGUGUUCUUGUAAACUGCAGACGUUUUUUGAAUAGUCCUGUGUCUUCUCCUAUGGACCAGUUACCACUAAUGAGUCUGCAGCCUGCUUUUUACUGUACUCUUCCAAUAAAUGUAAAGUAUUUGUACCAUUUUUGUACCAUAUUUGUACCAGCUGUCUCAUUUUAUUUAUAUUUACUGGCUAUGUUUACUCGCUUGCUUCUGUAAUCAAGUGAAAGAUGAACUCUAGAAACAUUGCUCCUGGGAAUAGCUACAACUCUUAAUACUGUAUUUCACCAAAAAAAAAUUAAAUUUUUUCUUUUCCGA